AUGGCUGUCGUCAUUUCUUCAGAGGACAACUACUUUUCGUCGUCUUCCCUGCGACGCUCUGCUUCCAAGACCAAGUUCGAUACGACCACCUUCAACACCUCGUCACACAAGAUUCCUCCAGCAUACGACCCCUCCUCCAAGUCCUCGUCUGAAUCCGACGCCUCCUCUGUCCCUUCGUCACCAAGAACCGUCCAUGCCGGGUCGGCCGAUAUCUCCUACGCUUCUACCCCUGCCACCAAUCUCUCGAUAGCCUCGGAUUUUGAUGACGCACCGCCUCUCGACGACUCACCAGAGGAUCACUUUGGCCUCCCGCCCUUUUCGGAUGAAAAAUACUACAUGCAUCCUCAUCUUGGCUACGACAACGACGAAGACGACGGUGCCAUCGACCCAUCUACACCCGCUCAAAACUACUGCGCCGUUGAUGACUCGUCAGAUACCACCUCUCGACCCGAGACACCCGAGCUCACCAAGCAUGCCGAGGACGAUGCUACCAUUGCCAGCAAGCCCUCAAGGCAGGUCGACUACCUCUCCCAUGACUGGAAGGAGGAGGAUAUCUGGACAUCGUGGCGCUAUAUUGUCACCCGCCGAGGUGAGGUAGCCAACUCGGCCCGCCUAGAGAAUGCCUCAUGGCGAACCUGGAUGAAGGCCAAGCAUAAUCUCAAAACCAUCUCUCCCGAAUCUCUCAACUGGCUCAAGGACUGCGAUGUAACAUGGCUCUACGGCCCUCUGCAGUGCAAGCCUGGGCACUUAUAUGGCACCAACACUGAGACCUCUAGCUCUGCACUGUCCAAGACGGACUCCCUUGUCAACCUGCAAAAGAAGCCCAUUCUCAAGAAGAGAAGCAUGUCAGAAGUCAUGCUGCAGCGUUCGAUUCUCUCGGCCUCCCUCCUUAAACAAGCUGCCGCUGCUGUCCACGCCCAGGAGCGCAGAGGCAUCCUCACUAACAAGUCCAAGCCGGACGACUACAUUGCCGUUCCCCUAUCAUCCCGUCACCUCAGCGUUACCAGCAACAGCACUGCCGAAUCGAUAAACUCGUCGGGUUUGUCGUCGCCGGGCAAUGAGCGCAAGCACAUUCACUUUAACGAAAAGGUUGAGCAGUGCAUUGCUGUGGAGAUCAAGGGCGACGAUGAUGAUGAGAUGGACAUGGAGACGUUUGGUGAUGACCAGGACAGCGAUUCCGAUGACGGCUUCAUGAUGAAGCGUGUCAAGUCUAAGAAGCGCAGCGUACCCGCUCGUAAGAGCAAGAGCAAACGCAGCACCAACUGUGAGACAAUUGCCACGCUGCCCCCAACGACACUCAAAUAUCGUGGGGACACACCCGAGCCUCCCGAGACGGCGAUGAAGCACAGCCGCAGCCCAAUCCUGUCGCCUUCGUCGUCGCAGGAGACGCUCCGCCCUACCAAGCAGGCUAACCGCUUCUACUUUGGCGAGGAGGACGAGGAAGACAAUGACAUCUCGGUGAUUGGUUCCGGUUGGCGCUCUCCACCCAUGGAGAGCGCACCAACUGAGUCGACGGGCCUGCACCGCACGUCAUCGGGUAUGUUGAUGCCCUACGAAGCUGUUGAGAACCCCACUGGCGAGGGCAUCAUUGGUCGUGUCAUUGAUACUGUCAAUACGGCACGCGACAUUGCCCACGUUAUUUGGAACGUUGGUUGGAGAAAAUAA
Cordyceps fumosorosea ARSEF 2679 is the source of this 1665-nucleotide messenger RNA. RefSeq lists its product as hypothetical. The record is from RefSeq and is a predicted model, not a curated record. Bases 1 to 1665 code for a protein of 554 amino acids. NCBI's taxonomy places the organism in Eukaryota, Fungi, Ascomycota, Sordariomycetes, Hypocreales, Cordycipitaceae. The transcript has 2 exons. Gene Ontology annotation, biological process: protein catabolic process in the vacuole; cellular response to glucose starvation.